Closterium sp. NIES-67 is the source of this 372-nucleotide messenger RNA. Lineage: Eukaryota; Viridiplantae; Streptophyta; Zygnematophyceae; Desmidiales; Closteriaceae. The record is from the annotation of a GenBank genome assembly.
CAUGGCAUCUCCUGAGCGGGAGAGAGAGAGAGAGAGAGAGAGAGAGAGAGAGAGAGAGAGAGAGAGAGAGAGAGAGAGAGAGAGAGAGAGAGAGAGAGAGAGAGAGAGAGAGAGAGAAGGAGAGAGAGAGAGAGAGAGAGAGAGAGAGAGAGAGAGAGAGAGAGAGAGAGAGAGAGAGAGGUAGGGAGAGAGAGAGAGAGAGAGAGAGAGAGAGAGAGAGAGAGGGAGAGAGAGAGAGAGAGAGAGAGAGAGAGAGAGAGAGAGAGAGAGAGAGAGAGAGAGAGAGAGAGAGAGAGAGAGAGAGAGAGAGAGAGAGAGAAAUAGGGGAUGGAGGGAAAGAGUGAGAGAGGGAAUGUGACUGAGGGAGCGAUA